AUGGGUCCUGCUCCAGCUGAAAUUAGAAGAAAGUUGGUCAUUGUUGGUGAUGGUGCCUGUGGUAAAACCUGUUUAUUGAUUGUUUUCUCAAGAGGUACUUUCCCUGGUGUUUAUGUCCCAACUGUUUUUGAAAAUUACGUUGCAGAUGUUGAAGUUGAUGGAAGAGUGGUUGAAUUGGCAUUGUGGGAUACUGCCGGUCAAGAAGAUUACGAUAGAUUAAGACCUUUAUCUUACCCAGAUUCUCACGUUGUGUUGAUUUGUUUCUCUGUCGACUCCCCUGAUUCCUUAGAAAAUGUUUUGGAAAAGUGGCACUCAGAAGUAUUGCACUUUUGUCAAUCUACCCCAUUGAUUUUGGUUGGAUGUAAGGUUGAUUUGAGAAACGACCCUGAAACCAUAGAAAGAUUGAGAAAAGAUCAAUUACAACCUGUUUCAACUGCUGAUGGACAAGCGGUUGCUCAAAAGAUUGGCGCUGUUAACUACUUCGAAUGUUCUGCUAAAACUAACCAAGGUGUUAGAGAAGUUUUUGAAGCUGCCACUAGAGCCUCUUUGAUGGGUAAAUCUAAGCAAAGGAAGGAAGGUAAGUCUUCAAAGAAGUGUACCAUUUUGUAA
This is a messenger RNA of Lizanozyma spartinae, 609 nucleotides long. It is a transcript of the gene RHO1, whose product is annotated as Rho family GTPase. Gene Ontology annotation, biological process: small GTPase-mediated signal transduction. The record is from RefSeq and is a predicted model, not a curated record. The transcript has a single exon. Lineage: Eukaryota; Fungi; Ascomycota; Pichiomycetes; Serinales; Debaryomycetaceae. Gene Ontology annotation, molecular function: GTPase activity; GTP binding. Bases 1 to 609 code for a protein of 202 amino acids.